GAUCCUAACCAGUCCCUAGCACCGCCUGUACCACAGCAGAUUUCGAGUGCAAAUCAGAUUCAGUCUCAAACUCAGGUUGUUACUUCGCUGGCACCUCAGGUUACAUCGCCGUCGCAACAACAGGUCAAUCAACAAAACAUGGUGAAUGGUCAGGCUAAUGUGGCCCAACUGCAACAAGCGCAGUACCCGAUGCAACAGCAAUCUAUGGCACAACCAGUAACAUCAAAUGGUAAAAUGCAAGUACCCAUAUCUUCUGCAUCUAACCCUGUAUUAAGUGCUGCUUAUAAUGGUAAAGUUAUUCCACAACAGCAGCAACAAUCAUUUAUGUACCCACAACAACAAGGAAUGAUAUCGCAAGCACAACCUCAAACGAUGCUCGUCGGCUCGGACUACAGUGUAUAUCAACAGCAACCUGCCGCAGGAGUAAUACCAAAUUCUUUACCACAACAAUUAAACUCGUCUUACACGAUGCCUUCAGUUGAUAAUGCCAAUAGUAUUACUGCCCAACAGUAUGCAAAUCAGCAGCAGUACGCAAACACGUACCAGGUUAUUGGUAGGAGUAUAUUGUAG
Anisakis simplex (herring worm) is the source of this 570-nucleotide messenger RNA. Lineage: Eukaryota; Metazoa; Nematoda; Chromadorea; Rhabditida; Anisakidae. The record is from the annotation of a GenBank genome assembly.